This is a messenger RNA of Esox lucius (northern pike), 2069 nucleotides long. RefSeq names its product OMA1 zinc metallopeptidase (gene oma1). Gene Ontology annotation, molecular function: metalloendopeptidase activity. The transcript has 9 exons. Lineage: Eukaryota; Metazoa; Chordata; Actinopteri; Esociformes; Esocidae. Bases 94 to 1674 code for a protein of 526 amino acids. Gene Ontology annotation, biological process: mitochondrial protein processing; protein quality control for misfolded or incompletely synthesized proteins. The record is from RefSeq and is a predicted model, not a curated record. Gene Ontology annotation, cellular component: mitochondrial inner membrane.
GCAUGCUGUUGUAGGGGGACUAUUAUUUCUAACGUACAGGACAGUUGUGCCUAUGCGUCCUCUGCUAGGAAGUUGUUUUCUCAUUAAGGAACCAUGGGAUUGUUUUGUGUUAACCUCUUGAGGAAACAUCCUUUAUAUCUCAAUGGCCCUGCCUACCUGUCAAGAAGCUUUCAAACCUCGCUCUGCCGACAGAGACGACCGACUGCCACGAAGACAUCAAUUGACACAGAACUCCACGCAAGCAAGGCGUGUAAGAAUCAACUUCCUCCUGAAACUAUAGACUCAGUUUUCCAACUUAAAUUGAGGCGAUCUUUUUCUCAGAGACAUCCUGUCUUGUCCGAGAACGUACUUUCCUCCCCAGUGGGGAGACUGAGACGUGGUCCUCAUGUCCCUAUCAUAUGGCUGUCUCAGCGUGGACAAAACUUCCAUACCUCCUGCUCUCACCGUGCCCUGCCUGCGCCUCUCAUAUGGCUGGUACUCAAACCUCUGCAGAAGAUAACAGCUAUUAUACUGGGCAGGAGUAUCAGAAAUUGGUGGUUGGCUCUCCCUCCUAACAAGCAGCUGCUUCUACGUCAGGAGGUCUGGCGGUGUCGGUGGAAGCUGACGGCUGGGGGUAUGGCUGCUAUGGUGGUCAUGGCAAUUUUCUUACUGACUAAUCUGGAUGAAUCGCCCGUCACAGGACGCACACGACUCCUAGUAUUCAGUAGAGAGAACUACAUGGAGCUAGCUGCAGUGAUCGCAGACGGGUACAUGGAGGAGUUUGCUAACUCGCUGGUUCCAGAGAAGGACCCUCGUCACCAGGUGGUGGAGAUAGUGGUGCAGCACCUGGCCCAGCGGAACCAAGAUAUCCCAGAGGUCGCCUCUAUACCAUGGAGUGUCCAUGUUGUUGACAGCCCUAUCGUGAAUGCUUUCGUUCUGCCUAAUGGAAAGGUGUUCAUGUUCACUGGGAUGUUGGAGGCUGUAGCAGAUGUUCAUCAGCUCACCUUUAUCCUGGGACAUGAGAUGGCACAUGCAGUGCUUGGACACUCUGCAGAGCAGGCCAGCUUGUCUCACGCCGUAGACUUUCUUUCUCUGAUCAUGCUAACGGCCAUCUGGGCUCUUUGUCCUCGAGACAGCCUGGCAGUUCUGGGACAAUGGAUACAGACUAAACUCAAACAGUUCAUGCUUGAUCAACCCUAUAGUAGGAAGUUGGAGGCAGAAGCGGACCAGGUUGGACUCCAACUGGCUGCCAAGGCGUGUGCUGAUGUGCGGGCUGGGCCAGUGUUCUGGCAGCAGAUGGAGAUCAAUGACCAGCUAACGGGAGAACCUACCAUACCAGAGUGGCUCUCCACACACCCUUCUCACAAGAACAGAGUCACCCAGCUGGACAGGCUGGUCCCACAGUACCUGGAGUUGAGGGAGAGCUGUUCCUGUCCUGCCCUCCCUGCCACAGAUCCAAGAACCGUCUUCUCGCAGAGUGUCAAAGUGCUGCUGGAGAAAGGAAGAAAGGAGGUGAAGGGGAAUGAAGAGAGACUAAAGCCACUCCCUCUGCCUCAGAGCCUAAACACAGAACUCAGGAGGACCAUACUCCCAGGGGGGCCGGACACUGCUCUGCCAGCGUCAGACACAGCCACACCCCUAGGCAUUCCUAGCCACACCCCCUGGCCGUCCCAGCCACACCCCCUAGGCCCCUAGCCUUCCCAGUCACACCCCUAGACCUUAUUCCAGUCAGUGACUGUGGCUCCCAGUGCCCUUUGAAUGGUGCUGGCGUUACCGCCUGUUUCUGUGGAGACAGUGCAAAACUGUUGCUGCAAACCGCUUCUAAAAGUUUAGGGUCUUUGUACUGUGUUUUUGAUAGAGUACUGGGAGAUGCUUUGAAGUCCUAGUGUGAAUACAAAAGGCAAAAUUAUCAUGUUUUAAUGGGAAUAUUUCAAAUGAGAACAUGCUGCACUCAAUGGCCCAAUUAGCUUAUAGACUCCAUACAUGAUAUGGCAUUAUUGUGUUCAUUAUUCUUCAAAGGAUUGUGUGUGUGUGUGUGUGUGUGUGUGUGUGUGUGUGUGUGUGUGUGUGUGUGUGUGUGUGUGUGCACA